Oreochromis aureus is the source of this 3442-nucleotide messenger RNA. RefSeq names its product actin filament associated protein 1-like 2 (gene afap1l2). NCBI's taxonomy places the organism in Eukaryota, Metazoa, Chordata, Actinopteri, Cichliformes, Cichlidae. The transcript has 20 exons. Gene Ontology annotation, molecular function: SH3 domain binding; SH2 domain binding. The coding region runs from base 159 to 2939 and encodes 926 amino acids. Gene Ontology annotation, biological process: positive regulation of epidermal growth factor receptor signaling pathway; positive regulation of interleukin-8 production; positive regulation of DNA-templated transcription. The record is from RefSeq and is a predicted model, not a curated record. Gene Ontology annotation, cellular component: cytosol.
CACAACUCAGCGUGUCCGGCUCAGUCAGUGUAUUGUUGAAAACGGGAGGGUCGGGCUACAUUCCGCAGAAGUUGCAGAAGUAGUGCCAUCAUUGAGGAACUUGGCCGCAAAGUUUCGUUGGGAUUGAUUCGUUUUAUGAGAGCUGAAGGGGCGAGCGAAUGGAGAAGCACAAAGUGCUGGACCAGCUCCUGAUGGAGCUCCACCGCUUCUUGGUCAUCUUGGACAAGGAGACGCUGAGUGGGAACGCCACCGUCCAGAAGGGUUUGCUGUCUGAUCUCCUCCAGUCCUACAGGGCUUCGACUGGUGCUGAUGAGGAGUAUAUCUACAUGAACAAAGUUGUUCCUGGAAAAGAAAAAAAUGGUAAAGAUGACAGAUUAGAUGCCCUGCUCAAUGGAAAAGCAGCAAAACGUGUCCCCGUCCCACAAAAGAACCUUCCCGACCUGCCACCCCCCAGAACAGGUGUGGUGUGUCGGGAGCCGUUCCCUUUGCCUCCAGUACCAGCUCCAGCCUGUGCAGACGCUUCAGAGAGUUACUAUGAAGAGGCUCAACCCUAUGAGGAAACUGUCAAUGAUCUGGACUGUUUUGGCCAUCGCUCAGGGCCCUGGAUACGAGAGUACAGCUCUGACAGUGUGGUCUAUGCUGUUAUCACCAGGGAUGAUGGAGAGGCGGUAAGCAGCUCAUACGAGUCCUACGAUGAGGAGGAAGUGACCAGAGAGAAGUCGUCAUCAGCUCAGCACCAGUGGCCAUCAGCAGAGGCGUCUAUUGAGCUGAUGAAAGAUGCUCACAUCUGUGCUUUCCUGUGGAGGAAGAAAUGGCUUGGCCAGUGGGCCAAACAGCUUUGCGUUAUCAAAGACCAUCGUCUGCUGUGCUAUAAAAGCUCCAAGGAGCAGACACCUCUGCUGGAUGUGAGUCUGCUGGGCUGCAGUGUUGUUUACAAAGAGAAGCAGUUAAAGAGGAAAGAGCACAGGCUGAAGAUUAUUCCAGUGGGUGGGGAGACCAUUGUCCUGGGCUUGCAGAGCAAAGAACAGACUGAGCAGUGGCUGAAGGUUAUUCAAGAGAUCAGUCCCAAGCCAGCUGAUAGCUGUGACCCCCAACACACUGUGUCUGACUCCCCGAGGCUUAUUUGUACUAAGGGAGAGCUGAGUGAGAGAUACUCUGUGGCUUCAGAGAGCGGCAGCAGCACAGACAGCCAUGCUGAAACGCCAGAAAGCAAAGAUGUGAAGAAAAAAUAUGGCGCAGGUUUAAUGUUCAGCAACCUGAUGAACAUCGGCAAGAAAAAACCCUCCGCACUCGAGAGCCCAGAGAAAUGUGUCGACACCUCAGGCUACCUCAAUGUACUGGUGAACAGUCAGUGGCGGACCUGCUGGUGUCUUAUAAAGAAUGGACAGCUGUGGUUUUACCAAGACAAGGGCAAGAACAAAGUAACCCAACCUGCUGUGACUCUAGAGGGCUGCAAUGUUUUGCCUGACCCCAGCCCAGAGCACCUAUACUCCUUUCGGAUUGACAUGGAUGGCACACAGAUGGCAACUCUAGAGGCUAAGACAUCAGCAGAUAUGGGUCACUGGCUGGGACUCUUGCUGUCACAGACGGGAAGUAAAACAGAUCCAGAGGAGUUGACAUACGACUACGUCAAUGCUGAGAGGAUCUCCACUAUUGUCAAUGCUGCAAGGACUUCUUUAUACUUGAUGCAGAGGAGGUAUUCAGAGCCAAACACCUACAUAGACACCCUACCUUCUAUUUCUCACAACUCUGAUGAUCUGUACGAUGAUGUGGCCUCUAUACCUGACCCAGAGGAUGCUGAGGAGAAUAGCCAGACAAACUGCGAGGGCAACAAUCUCCAGAAAGAUAAUGAAACAUGCUCACAAGACAAUGCCAAGAGCCCACAGGGUACAGAACAAGACUCUGAAAACAGGAUUUACCUAGACCUUGUCCCUGUGCGCUCUUUCCUUCAUACAUCCUCUGGAGGAAAACUUUCCCCUAAAGAAGCUUCGAGACAUUCCCUAAUACCAGCAGAUGACCAGAAGGACUCCUCUUCUCAAGUUAAAGAGGGGACGUCGACUAACAAUACUGAGCCAGAUUCAAUGCCCGCAUUAAAUGGGACAAACUUAGCCUCUGCUACCAGCAAACCAGAACAAGAACGAGCCCAGACUCCCACUCCAUCACAGCCACAAACUCAACCAGUCAAGACCUCAACCCAGAGCCAAGAGACCACUAAGAAGACUAGCCUGGGAAUCACACAGGCCUUCAAUUCCUUUGGUGGACAAAUCCACAAGAGUCCAACAUCUCACACUGCUGCUGCGCGUCCUCACAGCCCACAACCUGCAAGGCCCAAGGCACAUACCAUAGGAUGCCCCGGUGCAGUUGAGAUAAAGCUGGGCAAGAACCGCACAGAGGCAGACAUGCGGCGUUACAUUGACGAGCGCGAUCGUCUGGAGAAAGAGAGGGAGGAGGUGAAAAUCAGUCUGGCAAACCUCAAGAAAGAGAAGAGGGAAAUCAAAGAGGAGCUCAGCACCUGCCAAGAUCCCAAGCAGCAGGCCUCAUUGGAAGCCCGUCUGAAGCAGAAGGAGGAGGCGUGCCGAGAGGCAGAGCAGCACAGGGUGGAGGUGGAGCUACAGUUGGUAGAAGUGAAGGAAAGUCUGAAGAAAGUGGAGUCAGGGCCCUUCACACUGGGAACCACACUGGACAGCAGCCUCCAGGACACGCCGAUGCCUAAGGCAUCAACGAUAGGCUCUCCCCAGGUAUCAUCAUCAUCGUCGUUGUCAUCAUCAUUAUUGUCACCGUCAUCUUCUUCCCAACCCUCCAGCAGCAACGUUAACACAGAUUCAGUUUCCCCGGUCAAUUCUGCGUCUGCUCUUAAAGGCAGACCCACCUCCAUGAUGACCACAAAAGGCAACGUCCUACAGAAAGCUAAGGAAUGGGAAAAGAAAUCAACAACCUAAGAGGAAAUCUUCAUUGACCUCUGAAAUUCAGAAGUUUAUGUUGGUCUAGUCGCCCGUCGCCACAUUCUGACCCACCGAAUGAGCAGACAUUUUAAUCAAGAACCUCCCUUCCCUUGGCCCUUCAACCAAACCAUCACUUUGUCAAGACUAUGAUGAGCCACAGAGGCACACGCCGUGUUCUUGGAUACCACUGGAUUUAAUCUUAAAUUCAAUGACUUUUAAAGUUUGUUUCUAUUUGCAAAGGGAGGAAAGUGAUGAAGUAGCAUUUUGGCCAGUGUAAGAAAUGCAUUAAUGCUACGUUGAAACGUUGAAAUUAAAAACCACUGAAGUACGAGACAGAGGCCCCCUAACUAAAUCAGCCACUCUGUACACAGAUUGUAGCUUGGUUCAUAUAUGCUGGUAGCCAAGAUGUAAAUAUAUUUACACCAUUAUUCAGCCUUUGGGCUUGUAUUGCUAGCUAAAAAUGCACUUUUUAUUCAAAUAAAAAUAUACUGACAAAAAUA